AUGUCAUUAUCGCCUUGUCGGUCGUCUGCACAUCGCCAGCCGCGAAUCGCGAAUCUCGUCGCCGCCGUCCGAAUUUCGCGCGCGCGUACGUGUGCUCGACGUGUGCGUGUGUGUUCCGAUUCCCCUGCGCAGGUAGCGGGGCACGCGCGCGCGCCGGCGUGUUCGCCUCCGGCAGUGUCCAUUUACCGGUCGCCGCCGUCGCGCAUGGCGCCCAACCCGUUCACGGCCCGGCUGGCCGCCCGGAUCGCCAUGUCGUACGGGCCCAGCGUCAGCUACAUAAUGCUCCUCCGCGUGGCCAUACUGUUCUUCCGGCCCGACAUCGAGGACAUCGAUCACCGGCUCGAGGACCGGCGGAUCGCCGAGAUCGGCGACAAGUACGAUUUCGUGGUGAUCGGCGGCGGUUCCGCGGGCUCCGUCAUGGCCAAUCGUCUGUCCGAGAACGCCAACUGGACGGUUCUAUUAAUAGAGGCUGGAAUCGACGAACCGGCAUUGUCAGAUAUACCGCUGCUAUAUCCUUCCCUCCAGCGUACGUCUGUUGACUGGCAGUAUAAAACAGAACCCAGUCAUUCGUCAUGCUUGGGCUUCAACGGGAACCAAUCUAGCUGGCCCCGGGGCAAAGUUAUCGGUGGCAGCAGUGUCCUGAACGCUAUGUUCUAUGUUAGGGGCAACCGGAAGGACUACGACGCAUGGCAAGACGCCGGAAACGAGGGCUGGAGCUACGAGGAUGUAUUGCCAUACUUCAUCAAGUCCCAGGACAUGAGGAUACCGGAGCUCGUGGAUUCGGAGUACCACGGUACAGGAGGAUACUUGAGCGUGGAGCACUUCCGGUCGCAAUCACCGAUCGUGGAAAGUUUUUUGGAAGCUGUCAAGGAGGUCGGUUACGACGAAGUCGAUAUAAACGGCCAGAGUCAGACAGGAUUCACGCGAUCUCAAGGAACUCUAAGAGACGGACUAAGGUGCAGUACGGCCAAAGCGUUUUUGAGGCCAAUCAAAAAUCGUCCAAACCUUCAUAUCAGCUUACACACGCAUGCCUUAAAAAUCGUAAUAGAAAACGGCCGUGCAACGGGUGUACUGAUAUCGAAACUUGGGACAAUACCGACGUUGGUGAGAGUCGAGAAAGAAGUAGUGCUCUCGGCGGGCGCAAUAAAUUCGCCACACCUGUUGAUGUUGUCCGGGAUAGGGCCUGCCGACAAGAUACGCAAAGCCGGCGUCAAAAUCACCAAACACAUACCCGGCGUGGGCCAGAACCUGCAAGAUCACAUCGCGAUGGGCGGAGUAACAUACCUAUUUGAUUCACCCGACGAAUCCAACCCCCUCGGCCUGGGGAUAGUGUUACCGAGGGUGUUGACGCUCAACUCGUUCAUCCAAUUCUUCCGCGACAAAAUGGGACCGCUCUACAGGAUACCGCUUGGCGAAGUCAUGGGUUUUGUAAACACACGCUAUAAUGAUGAUUUCGAUUGGCCGGACGUUCAGCUUUUCAUGGCAACGGCUGGGGACAACGACGACGGUGGUCUAUUGAACAAACGGGACGUUGGCAUCACCGACGAGUACUACGAGCAAGUUUUCGAACCCAUACUAUACCAAGACGCUUUUACGAUAGCGCCGUUGCUGCUGAGGCCGUACAGCCGAGGCUACAUUGAGAUCACAAGUUCCAACCCUUACGCUGCGCCGAAAAUCGUGCCAAAUUACUUCAGCGACCCGCGGGACAUCAAAACUAUGGUGGAGGGUGCCAAAAUCGGAUACGCCAUCAGCCGGACAGUGGCAAUGAGCAAGAUCAAUACCACUAUACACGACAUCCCUACGCCAGGGUGCGAGAGUUACGAGUUUUUGUCCGACGAAUACUGGGAAUGCCAGGCUCGUCAUUACACCAUGACCAUUUACCACCCGGUCGGCACGUGCAAGAUGGGUCCAGAGAACGACGAAUAUGCCGUGGUGGACGAACGGUUAAGGGUGAGAGGCAUCAAAGGUUUGAGGGUGGUAGACGCUUCUAUAAUGCCUACGAUUGUUAACGGCAACACCAACGCGCCAACAAUAAUGAUAGCGGAAAAGGCGUCUGACAUGAUCAAACAAGAUUGGGCCGGACACACGAAAAUACUUAAUACGCGAUAUGUCAAGAAGACAUUCAGGAGAUGGUGGUAAACCGUUAUCCGAGUACAUCUGAGUAUAGAGAUAAUCUGAUUGAUAGAUAUAUUUACAGAAAUGAAAUUUAAAUGACAAAGUUAUUAUCGAUAUUUAUAUUUUUUGUAUACCUAAUCACUAACCAAUUAUCGAUUAUUACCACUAAUAAUCGUAUUGUACCUACUAAUAUGGAUGGAAUUUAGUUUAUUCAGAUAUAAUAUUAAUUGUUGCGAGAAUAUAUUUUUCAAAUAUGAAAAUGUAUAUCGUACAUUAUUAUACAAAACGUACAACAAUAAUUGUAAAUCGAAUGUAAUUUGUAAUUGUUUACACUUUUAAUAAAUAUCAAUAUUUAUCUCAGAAACUGACGAGUA
Rhopalosiphum maidis (corn leaf aphid) is the source of this 2489-nucleotide messenger RNA. RefSeq names its product glucose dehydrogenase [FAD, quinone]-like. NCBI's taxonomy places the organism in Eukaryota, Metazoa, Arthropoda, Insecta, Hemiptera, Aphididae. Gene Ontology annotation, molecular function: flavin adenine dinucleotide binding; oxidoreductase activity, acting on CH-OH group of donors. The record is from RefSeq and is a predicted model, not a curated record.